Molecule: messenger RNA, 1029 nt
Organism: Geodia barretti
Lineage: Eukaryota; Metazoa; Porifera; Demospongiae; Tetractinellida; Geodiidae
Source: the annotation of a GenBank genome assembly
AUGCCUGAACUCCACGAGCUUUCGGUGGCAGAAGCCGCCGCGCAGAUCCGCGAAGGAACCGUGUCGCCGGUGGCUCUGGCCGAGGCACUGCUGGCGCGCAUCGACGCGCUGGACGGCGACCUGCAGGCAUGGGUCACCAUCGACCGAGACGCGGUGCUUUCCGCGGCGCAGCAGCGAGAGGCAGAGGUCCAGCGGGGCGACUCGCUCGGCCUGAUCCACGGCGUUCCCGUGGGCCUGAAGGACAUUUUCUACACUCAAGGCAUGCUCACCGCGUGCGGGUCGAAGGUGUACGCCGACUUCGUGCCGGAAUUCGAUGCGACAUCGGUGGCCAAGAUCAAGGCGGCCGGUGGCAUCAUCCUGGGCAAGGCGGUCACCACCGAGUUCGCCUCCUCCGACCCUUCGCCGACGCGCAACCCAUGGAACCUGGAGCACACUCCCGGCGGCUCCAGCAGUGGGUCGUCUGCGGCGGUGGCGGCGCGGAUGGUUCCGGCUGCGCUGGGCUCACAGACCGGCGGGUCCACCUGCCGACCGGCGGCCUACAACGGCAUCGUCGGCGUGAAGGCCACCUACGGGCGCAUCUCACGGUACGGGGUGGCCCCGCUAAGCUGGUCUCUGGACCACGUGGGCAUCCUGACUCGAACGGUGGCCGAUGGCGCGUUGAUGCUGACCGUGCUGAGCGGCGCGGAUGACCAUGAUCCCGGCAGCCUGCGCGAACCGGUGCCCGACUUCAGCGCGCAGAUGGCCGAGCAUGACCGGCCCCCGCGCAUCGGGCUGGUGCGGCAGUACUACCAGGACUAUGCCACGCCGGAGAUGUGGGCGCACACGGAGGCCGUGGCCAAUCUACUGGCGGAGGCUGGGGCUGAAGUCGAGGAAAUACCGUUGCCGGACAGCUUCGCCGUGGUGCACAGCUUCCAGCGCAUCGUGUCGAACGUAGAGUGCGCGGGGGUCCACCAGGUCAAUCACAGCGUUCGCGCCGCCGACUACGGCCCGCGCAUCCGCGCCGGCAUGGAGAUGGGUCAUGAUCAUUAA